AUGGAUUACUGUGGGCCGUUUCUCGUUCGUCCGUUGGUUGGAAGGGGAGCAUCGGUGAUCGCGUUUUUCGUGUGUCUAGUGGUACAUCUAGAGGUCAUCGCAGACCUAACGUCGGUCGCGUGUAUUAACGCCGUGAAACGCUUCGUGGCACGCCGCGGCCAAGUGUUCGAAUUACGCUGCGACAAUGCGACUAAUUUCGUCGGGGCAGAUCGCGAAGGCUUGAAGGCUGCGCGUCAAGCCUUUCGCGAACAGUUUCGGAGCAAGCAAUGGGACGAAUAUUACACAACUAGCGGAAUCACGUUUCGCUUCAUACCAGCUCGGUCGCCCUACUUCGGUGGGCUAUGGGAGGUUGGAAUCAACUCCUUCAAGUACCACUUUCGCCGCAUCAUGGGCUGCAAGGAGUUCAACAUGAACCAACUGCUAACCAUCGUAACCCAAAUCGAAUCCGUUCUCAACUUCCGUCCCUUAGCUCCACUGUCCGACUCUCCAGACGACAUAUCCGCUCUGACCCCAGGUCAUUUCCUAAUCGGAGAACAACUCUUUUCCAUUCCAGAGCCAGACCUCUGCGACCUGGACACCAAACGCCUGUCGCGUUUGCAGGUUAUGAAACGAUCCGCGCAGGAUCUGUGGCGACGGUAG
Molecule: messenger RNA, 639 nt
Organism: Topomyia yanbarensis
Lineage: Eukaryota; Metazoa; Arthropoda; Insecta; Diptera; Culicidae
Exons: 1
Coding region: 1-639 (212 amino acids)
Biological process (GO): DNA integration
Molecular function (GO): nucleic acid binding
Source: RefSeq, a predicted model, not a curated record